Molecule: messenger RNA, 1860 nt
Organism: Closterium sp. Naga37s-1
Lineage: Eukaryota; Viridiplantae; Streptophyta; Zygnematophyceae; Desmidiales; Closteriaceae
Source: the annotation of a GenBank genome assembly
AUGUAUGCUCUUGCUGAUAUUACUGAGGGUGACUGUUACCUGCGUGUCCCGCCCGACCCGGGCACUGUGGCUGCUGCUCUAGGUGCUAGUGCGUCUGCUGCUCCAGGUGCUGGUACGUCUCCUCUCUCAGGUACUGCACCUACUGAGUCCUUGCACACCUUCAUACUUGACUCUGGUGCUUCGCGCUCUUUCUUUAGAGACAGCACCAUGCUCACGCCGCUCCGUCGGCCUGUUGCGGUCUCCCUUGCUGACCCCUCAGGGGGCCCAGUACUUGCACACUCCUCCACUGUCCUACCGUGUCCUGCGGCCCCGUCGGGCUUGCUGUCGGGACUCCACCUCCCCUCGUUCUCUACGAACCUGGUGAGUGGAGCUGACCUCCAGGACGCGUGGGUUGACCAGUUCACCCCUGGAGGUCUAGUCCUGCGUCUGCCCCCUGCUCGUGUCGUCCUUUGGCACACGAGACUCUCCUUUGACACCACCGCCUUGGUCACCCCUCCCUGCCUCGUCUUCGAGGGCCGGCAGCGCGCCGCCCCUCACUCCUCCUCGUUUCCUCCGACUGAGGCCCCUCUGCAGACUCUUCACAUGGACGUGUGGGGCCCAGCCCGCGUCCGUGGACAGGGUCACGAGCGCUACUUCCUCCUGGUCGUUGACGACUACUCGCGUUACACCACAGCCUUCCCCUUGCGCAGCAAGGGUGAGGUCACUGAGGUGUUGAUCGACUGGAUCCGCGGUGCUCGUCGCCAGCUCAGUGAGAGUUUCGGCUCAGACCUUCCUGUUCUACGCCUGCACUCGGACAGAGGCGGGGAGUUUUCCUCCGACCUCCUGAGGGCCUUCUGUCGUUCGGAGGGCAUCCGCCAGACGUUCACGCUUCCGGCCUCCCCGCAGCAAAAUGGGAUUGCUGAGCGCCGCAUUGGCAUGGUCAUGGACGUCGCUCGUACGUCCAUGAUCCAUGCGGCUGCUCCCCAUUUUCUGUGGCCGUUCGCAGUUCAGUACGCUGCGCAUCAGAUCAACCUUCAGCCUCGUGUCUCCUUGCCGGAGACCACACCUACUCUGCGGUGGACGGGGAAGGUUGGCGAUGCGUCCGCGUUCCGUUUCUACCACCCCACCUCGCGUCGUGUUCUGUCCUCUCAGGACGUCACGUUCGACGAGUCGGUGUCGUACUACCGUCUCUUUCCCUACCGCACUGCCUCUCCCCCCCCCCCGCCGCUCUUCCUUGCACCAGACCCUGCCGAGCCGGUCGAGGUAGCUGUCGACUCAGGUGCUGCUAGGGGUGCUGAGCCUGGGGGUGCUGAGACUGGGGGUGCUGAGACUGGGGGUGCUGAGUCUGGAGGUGCUCUGGGUGUCCCGUCGCGGCGGGAGCCCCUCUCUCCACAGCGGCUUCGUGAGUGGUACUCUCGGCGCUGUCGAGGUGCUGCUGGUGCUGGAGCUGCUGGAGGUGCUAGAGGUGCGACAGGAGCUACUGGAGGUGCUGGCGCUGCUGGAGGUGGUGCUGGUGCUGGAGCUGCUGGAGGUGCUGCUGGUGCUGGAGCUGCUGGAGGUGCUACUGGUGCUGUAGGUGCUGAAGGUGCUCCUGGAGCUACUGGAGGUGCUGGCGCUGCUGGAGGUGGUGCUGGUGCUGGAGCUACUGGAGGUGCUGCUGGUGCUGGAGCUGCUGGAGGUGCUGCUGGUGCUGUAGGAGCUGGAGCUGCUACUGGAGCUACUGCUGGUGCUGGAGCUGCUGGAGGUGCUGCUGGUGCUGGUGCUGGAGCUGCUGGAGGUGCUGCUGGGACUGGAGACCCUAUGGCUGAGGGUACCGUCUCAGUCGCAGUUGCAGCCGGCCCCUCCCCUGCCUGGUCCUUCUCCUUACUCUGGUCCGACUAG